CCCCAUGUUUUGUAUGUUUUUCAGUCAGGGCUGCACAUUAGAACCAGAGGAGAAAGUUCAUUAUGGAGUUUUAUGUGAUUUCAACCAUUUUAGCCUCCGUCUUCAUCAUCCCAUAUGCACUAAAAACAUUUUUCCCGUAUUUAUGGGUGGAUGUUCAAUACGUUGGGGUUCUAAUGCGAAUUUUAUUCAAGUAUGUAGCGAAUCGAAGAAGAACACCACCCUUCUUCGCCCUGGAGCGUUUCUUGGAGCGAAGAGCUGCGCUUUCAGAGAAACCGUUCAUCGUGUUUGGGGAUGAAAUCUACACUUAUGGAGAGACGGACAAAGAGAGCAAUAAGAUCGCCAAUGCUCUGCUGUCUCAGCCCGGGUACAAACCAGGGUUCACCGCUGCGCUCUUUAUGGGAAACGAGCCCAGCUUCUUGUUUACCUGGCUGGCUCUGGCAAAGCUAGGCUCUCCUGUUGCUCUAUUAAACUAUAACAUCCGGAGCAAGUCUCUGCUUCACUGCUUCAACUGCUGCAAGGCCAAGGUGCUGAUUGCAGCUGCAGAGCUAAAAGAGGCAGUGGAGGAUGUUCUGCCCUCGUUGAGGGAGCAGGGCGUCACUGUCCUCCUCAUGGCCAAAACCUGUGAUACCCCAGGAAUCGAGAACUUUUCUGAGAAAGUUGAGGAGGCCUUGGACACACCACCAUCUCUAUCCCUGAGAUCACACGUCACACUCAAAAGUCCUGCUGUUUACAUUUACACCUCUGGCACUACUGGUCUUCCUAAGGCCGCUCUGGUCGACCAGAAUCGCCUCCUAUCAGCUCUGGCUGUUAUAUCUACAUACGGCAUGACAUCCAAGGAUGUUGUGUACGUUAAUCUACCUCUGUACCACACAGCAGGGUUUGUUGUUGGAUUUUUCGGCUGCAUUGAAAAUGGGUCCACCAUGGUUCUUAAAAGAAAGUUUUCUGCCUCUCAGUUCUGGGACGACUGCAGGAAAUACAACGUGACUGUCGUUCAGUAUAUUGGAGAAGUGAUGCGCUACCUCUGUUGCACGCCGAAGAGAGAUAAUGACAGAGAUCAUAAAGUAAGACUGGCCAUCGGCAAUGGAGUCCGAGCAGAAGUUUGGAAAGAGUUCCUCGGUCGCUUUGGAGACGUCCAGAUUUUGGAGUUUUAUGCCUCAACUGAGGGUAAUGUUGGCUUUCUUAACUAUGCAGGGAAAAUAGGAGCUGUUGGACGUGUACACUUUUUGCACCAGAUGUUGUUUCCCUUCUUGCUUGUGAAAUACGACACCGAGCAAGAUGAGCCGAUGCGAGAUGCUGACGGUCUCUGCAUCGAGGCCUCGAAAGGUGAAACAGGACUCCUGGUGUCGAAGAUUACAGACAUUGCUCCUUUUGUCGGUUACGCUCUAAACGAAGAUCAGACGGAGAGGAAGAAGUUGCGUAAUGUCCUCAAAAAGGGGGAUCUUUACUUCAACACCGGUGACCUAAUGAGGAUUGAUAAAGACAACUUCAUUUACUUCCAGGACCGUGUUGGGGACACCUUCAGGUGGAAAGGCGAGAAUGUUGCAACAACAGAGGUAUCCGACAUCCUUUCAAUGAGUAACUGUCUGCAGGAGGCCAAUGUUUAUGGAGUCCAAGUGCCAGGACAUGAGGGGCGUGUAGGAAUGGCAGCUGCCACUGUAAAGAAAGAUGCACAGUUUGAUGGAGGUAAACUAUACGAGCAUGUGGUCAGCUACCUGCCUUCAUAUGCGCGACCUCGCUUCAUAAGGCUCCAGAGUGCAGUGGAAGUCACAGGUACUUUUAAGCAGAUGAAAGUGAAGCUAGUGGAGCAGGGGUUUGAUCCAGAACUCAUCCAGGACCCUCUUUACGUCAUUGAUGACUGCGUUAGAAGUUACGUACCGCUGACAUCUGACAUCUACAGCUCUAUCCUGUCAGGACGCAUCAAGCUGUGAAGAGCUUUACUAGCCAGAUGAUGCGCUGUCAGAGUGUCUGCCUUUUUUUUUUUUAUAAAUCAUUUCCAGCUCAGGGAAACAACAGUAUUUUUCCAAGUAUUAAUUUUUAACACACAGGAAUCACCUUAGCAUACAGAUAAACAAGUUCAUGACCCAAUGAUAACAUUGAAAUGUAAAAAGUAUAUUCACUGAGAUGAUAACUUGCAAUAAUUUCUGCUCAGACUUGUACCCUUUAAUAUUUGUAUCUAGUUCAUUUGCUGUAUAGGGAUUCAUCAUGGUGGAUCCUGUUAAAGCUAAAAUGUCGUAUAAUGCAUGAGUUUUUUUUUUUUUUUUUUGCUUU
Cyprinodon tularosa is the source of this 2268-nucleotide messenger RNA. Its product is annotated as very long-chain acyl-CoA synthetase-like. Bases 63 to 1928 code for a protein of 621 amino acids. The record is from RefSeq and is a predicted model, not a curated record. The transcript has 10 exons. Gene Ontology annotation, molecular function: long-chain fatty acid-CoA ligase activity; long-chain fatty acid transmembrane transporter activity. Lineage: Eukaryota; Metazoa; Chordata; Actinopteri; Cyprinodontiformes; Cyprinodontidae.